Molecule: messenger RNA, 1365 nt
Organism: Suillus subalutaceus
Lineage: Eukaryota; Fungi; Basidiomycota; Agaricomycetes; Boletales; Suillaceae
Exons: 8
Coding region: 90-1250 (386 amino acids)
Source: RefSeq, a predicted model, not a curated record
CCUGGAUCCGACAUGGACGGAUACAGCUUCAUCGUUUUCUGCGAUUGAUAAUUUAAGCAGCGCUGAACAAACAAGUAUCCGCAUGAUGGAUGUCAAUCUGGGGUCUUCGUAUUAAGUUCUACCAGAACAAUGGUAUACAUGGAAUUGACAAGAGUGAAACUCUCUUGUAUCUUCUCCAAGCCAUUCCCGAACGUCAUUUCAUUCUUGCCAUGGCUUCUGCAAGUUCAAUGUCGCUGGAUACUGCAACUAUAAUAUCGACGGCGCUGGAAGGCAUUUUUUACGGCUUUUCGGUCCUCAUGUUUAUUGGCACCAUGUGGUCAAUGACCUACAAACAUUCUAUGCGAGAUGUCAAUCGCCCAGUCGCCACUGCAGCCGUCCUGCUGUUGGUAUUGAGUACCGCACACAUAGUCUUGAGCAUUAUUCGGGCCGAAUACGGAUUUGUGACGUACCAAGGUGUGCCAGCGGUGUACUUUGCAGAUGCUUCUCAAGAAACGUUCGUGAUCAAGAAUUCGAUAUACGUUCUGCAAACUCUGCUUGGUGAUGCGGUGGCGAUUUAUCGUUGUUACAUCGUCUGGCAAGCUGCCUGGGUCAUCAUUCUACCAAGCUUGCUGUGGUGCGGCGUCGCAGUUACUGGUGCUCUCUCAGUUUACGGCGAUUCCCAAACCAGCAGUACCGGAAUCAUAUCUGCCACAGUGAAUAUGGAAUGCAUGGGAGCGUUCUGUGGCCUGACACUUGCAGCAAAUCUGUCGAGUUCGGGAUUACUCGCGUAUCGCAUCUGGAAAAUCGAGCGCAGUGUCUCUUCCUCUCGCACUUCAAAGGUCAUGACCACGAGUAUAAUGCGUGUAAUAAUGGAUUCUGCUAUUUUGUACACCAUAGCGCUCCUCGCUACAGUAGCCGGAUCCCUCUGCUCGGGCAGUGGACCGUUUGUUCUGAUAGACACGCUCACUCCGAUCAUCUCAAUUACCUUCUACAUGGUAAUAAUUCGAAUCGCAAUCGGUAAAAACUCUCACACUCAGAUCUUGACUGUCCGUGGGGGGAUAACCAGUGAAACGGAACGGGGGAGCUCGUCGCAAUACUCUAUGAAGCCUCUGCAGGUCCACGUAUCCCGGUCCAUGCACACUGACAGUACCAGGGUGUACGGGACUUGGAACCAGAGCCGACCGCCGACGGGCAAGGAGUCUUUGGAUUUAUUAGCGAUACCCCUCGGUCGGUCCAAGGCGCAUAAUAGCGAAGAAGGAUCGCUGAUUUAAUAUAUGACUUGAAUUAAUCUUUGUACAAUUACUAUACCCCCUUCGCUUUCAUGAACAAUGGCAGCAAUCGUAGUGCUAUCGGUGUGGAUUAAUGAUUCCCGCCAGUAAAUUCAAG